Plasmodium malariae is the source of this 1023-nucleotide messenger RNA. It is a transcript of the gene NAPL, whose product is annotated as nucleosome assembly protein, putative. Gene Ontology annotation, molecular function: chromatin binding; histone binding. Gene Ontology annotation, biological process: nucleosome assembly. NCBI's taxonomy places the organism in Eukaryota, Apicomplexa, Aconoidasida, Haemosporida, Plasmodiidae. Gene Ontology annotation, cellular component: chromatin; nucleus. The record is from RefSeq and is a predicted model, not a curated record. The annotation marks the transcript as partial. The transcript has 2 exons.
CCAAUCCCUGCUGAAGAAGAAAAGGAAAUUUCCUCGCUUUUAGAAAGCAUAAAAAUAGAUGAGGAAAAGAUGGUAGAUUUAACAGAAGAACAGAAGGAAACGUUAAAGAAGCUGAAACUAUACCAGAAAGAAUAUUAUGACUAUGAAUCAAAAUUUGAAUAUGAAUUAUUUCUAUUAAGACAGAAAUAUCAUGACUUAUAUGGGCCAAUUUAUGAUAAAAGAAGAGAAGCAUUAGUAGGAACAGGUGAAGCAAAAAUAGGCACACCUAAUUUACCAGAAUUUUGGCUAAGAGCUUUAAGAAAUAAUAAUACAGUAAGUCAUGUAAUAGAAGAUCAUGAUGAAGAAAUUUUAGUUUACUUAAAUGAUAUUCGAUGUGAUUAUAUAAAAAAAAAUAAAGAAAAAAAAGAGGGAUUUAUUUUAUCAUUUCAUUUUGCUUCAAAUCCAUUUUUUAGCAACACAGUUUUAACCAAAACAUAUCAUAUGAAAUGUGUGGAUUGUGAUAACGAGCCUGUUUUAUUACACACGGAAGCUACGGUCAUUGAUUGGUAUGACAAUAAAAAUAUUUUAAAAAAACAUGUAGUAAAAAAACAACAUAAUAAAAAUUCAAGAGAAGUUAAAACAGUACAACAAACAGUUAAUCGGGAUAGCUUUUUUCAUUUUUUUACAAGUCAUAAAGUUCCUAAUUCCAAUGUGAUAAAACAAUUAAGUAAACAUGAAGUAGCUCAGUUAGAAAUGAUAAUAGAAGGAGACUAUGAAGUUGCCUUAACGAUUAAGGAAAGAAUUAUUCCAUAUGCCGUUGACUAUUAUUUGGGUAUAAUUAUUGAAAGUGAAAGUAACAGUAUUGUUAGUGAUGUAGAUAGUAGUUAUAGCAGUAGUGAAAACAACAGUAAUUACAAUAGUUAUGAAAGUAAUAACAGUGCAUAUAAUGAUGAAAAUAGUAAUGUAGAUACCAAUGAGUAUGAUGAUAAUGAAGAAGAUGAGGACGAAGCAGCCAAGAGUAAUGAAGAGCCACUUACAUCAUAA